This is a messenger RNA of Phialemonium atrogriseum, 2161 nucleotides long. RefSeq names its product NTF2-like protein. The record is from RefSeq and is a predicted model, not a curated record. Gene Ontology annotation, cellular component: nucleus. Gene Ontology annotation, biological process: poly(A)+ mRNA export from nucleus. Lineage: Eukaryota; Fungi; Ascomycota; Sordariomycetes; Cephalothecales; Cephalothecaceae. Gene Ontology annotation, molecular function: RNA binding; protein binding. Bases 89 to 2047 code for a protein of 652 amino acids. The transcript has 4 exons.
ACGACAAUUCUUCGCAUCUCCCACUCGACCAUCAGCCUCUUUCCUCGCCACCGAUUUUUCUCGAGGCCCACGGAGAUUCUCCGUCGAUAUGGCUCCUCCUACUGGACCUCAGGGACGCGGGUCUGGCAGCUCUGCUCGAAGCAGGCAACCAACGCGAGCCAGCGCAAGAGGCGGAAGUAUCCAGAAGCGCCGCGCUGCAGGCAACAGGAUUGACCGUGAUGGCGACGUUUCGAUGGGUGCGCCGUCUGCCGGUGCCGCCAGAGGAGCGGGGCGAACCGGCCCGCUGAAGAGAGGCUCAAUGACGACGAGAUCAUCCACUCGAACUGCUCAGAACGUCGUCCUCUACGGACAGGGCGAGCUCGCCAUUACGGGAGGCCGUGGCGGGCGCGGUGGCCGGGUUUCUAUCAACGCCUCGAAAACUCGGUUUGCCCACCCGGCGAUCUUGAAGAUCCACGGCCUCAAGGAGAGCAAAGCAGCAACCAAUAGCGAUGGCGGAAUCCGCUCUCUCCUGACUUUUCUCGAGCGAAAAGCCUCGAAAGGAGACAAGCAUGUGACGAUCCAGAAGUCAGCACUUGUUGGCGAUUACGUCUUCAUCCAAGUCAGCAAAGACGAUGUCCAGGAUAUUCUCCGAUUGAACGACUACAGCCAUGCGGGAGCAAAGCUCACCAUUUCUGAAUCCCAGGAGCCCUGGCCUCACAGGGCUGUUGCAUCCCAGCUGACUCAAGAGGCCGCGGAUGCCAAGGAGAAACUGAAAACCGUCCUUUUCAAGCGCUACAACGCGGAGACCAGGAUCCUCGAUCUCUCUUCUCUGGGCCAAGAUCAAGAUCUUGUCUCGAUGGGUCUUUUUGAGCAACGAACCACGGCUGAAAAGGCAUUCAAGGCGCUCCUAGUCAUUGCAGAUGCGCAAUUCGACUCUCCCCAAGCGAAGGCUGAGGCUAUUCAAGGCGUCUCGCUUUCCGGUAACGAACUCGACAACGUUGCACCGGUGUUUGAUCUGGCAGAGAACUUUCCACAACUCAAGAUGCUAGAUCUUAGCAACAACCGGUUCGACCAUCUGCGCAAGCUUAACCGGUGGCGCUACAAAUUCCGGAACCUGGAGAACCUGGUUCUCCUUAGAAAUCCACUCGAGUCCCAGGAUCCGACCUACCAGGCUGAGGUCCUCGAGUGGUUCCCGAAGCUUCAGAUCCUCAGCGGAGUGCAGAUGAGAACUGCCGAAGAGAUUGAGGCAAAGGCUAUGGCCUCCCGGCCAACUCCUAUUCCCCAGAUUGGCUCCGAUUUCCGCGAUGCGGAUGGGGUUGGUGAGGGCUUCCUUCGGGCUUUCUUCCCCCUUUACGACACCGAUCGCGUACAGCUGCUCUCCGCAUUCUACGACGAUGAGAGCAGAUUUACCCUUUCUGUCGUCACCCACUCGCCAAAGGAGAGCAAUGUUACCCCUCUCCCAUGGCAACCCUACCUCAAGUUCUCGCGGAACAUGGUCAAGAUCCAGACCAUCCCGGCGCGAAGUCAGCGCCUCUUCGAUGGUGCCCAACUCAUUGGAGACCUAUGGAAGACCCUCCCGGCUACAAAGCACCCCGAGUUGACGGAACAUAACAAAUACAUCAUCGAUUGCCAUCCCAUUCCAGGCCUGGUUGAUCCAACUGGCCAGAGCCCGUCCGGGGUUGGCGGUCUCAUCAUCACCGCACACGGCGAAUUCGACGAGAUGGAACCAACUACCAACAAAGCCGGCAAGCGUUCCUUCUCCCGCACCUUUGUUCUAGGUCCCGGCCACCCCGGAAGGAACACCAUCCGUGUCGUUAGCGACAUGCUUUCGUUGCGCGCUUGGAAACCCGUUCCUGUCUUGAGCGCCCCCGUCAAUGUCGUUGCUGUUGAGGAGCAGAAGAAACAAAUGGUCGCCGAGUUGUCGAACAGGACCAAUAUGACUCUGCAGUACACGGAACUGUGUCUCUCCGGAGUGGAUUGGGACUUCGACAAGGCCUGGGUGGCCUUCGAGCAGAAGAAGGCACAACUUCCCCCAGAGGCAUUCAUAACCCCCGUUCAGGCCGUUUAGAAUGCGGGCAACGGGGUGUCAAUUGAAAUGAUCAUGGAGGGACAACUGUGAUCUUGUACCAAGAUUCUGGGGUGUUGGAGAGGUGUUGGCAAGGUUUUCCCGAAGGAAGAAGGA